Molecule: messenger RNA, 4076 nt
Organism: Mizuhopecten yessoensis (Yesso scallop)
Lineage: Eukaryota; Metazoa; Mollusca; Bivalvia; Pectinida; Pectinidae
Product: ran-binding protein 9-like
Exons: 12
Coding region: 25-1944 (639 amino acids)
Biological process (GO): cytoskeleton organization; cell surface receptor signaling pathway
Cellular component (GO): cytoplasm
Molecular function (GO): protein binding
Source: RefSeq, a predicted model, not a curated record
GGUACCUGUCAUUGCACAGGGAAAAUGGCAGAGACUUGUGGCUCUAGCUCGACUGAGUCGCUAAAUCUAGGAUCCCAAGACUCCACGGAUCGUCUAAAAUUACUUUAUCCGGCGGUAAACGAAGACGAAUACCCUCUCCCUAGAUCGUGGAGUCAGAAGGAUAGAUAUAACUACAUAGGGUUGUCACAAAACAAUCUCCGAGUCCAUUACAAAGGUAUUGGAAAGACGCACAAAGAUGCUGCCAGUGUACGGGCCAUCCACCCCAUCCCCGCCUCCUGUGGUAUCUACUACUUUGAGGUGAAGAUAAUCAGUAAAGGAAGAGAUGGGUACAUGGGGAUAGGUCUUGCUGCCCAAGGUGUGAACAUGAACAGACUCCCAGGCUGGGACAAGAAUUCCUAUGGUUACCAUGGUGACGACGGCCACUCCUUCUGUUCCUCUGGUACUGGACAGCCGUAUGGGCCAACCUUUACAACCGGCGAUGUCAUUGGCUGCUGUGUGAACCUCAUUGACAACAGCUGCUUCUACACCAAAAAUGGUGUUCAUCUAGGCGUUGCAUUCACAGAUCUACCACAAAACCUAUACCCUACAGUUGGGCUACAGAGUCCCGGGGAAGUGGUGGAGGCCAACUUUGGUCAGGCCCCCUUUGCCUACGACAUUGAGGACUAUAUGAGGGAGUGGCACAUGAAGACCAGACUUACCAUAGAAAGGUUCCCGGUGAACGACAAACGUGGAGAGUGGCAAACAGCCUUACAGAGAAUUGUGUCUACCUACCUGGUACAUCAUGGGUACUGUGGCACAGCUGAAGCCUUUGCCAAGUCUACAGGACAAUCCUUUGAUGAAGAGCUCGCCUCCAUGAAAAACAGACAAAGAAUACAGAAGUUAGUUUUAAAUGGAAGGAUGGGAGAAGCCAUAGAAAAUACAACUCAACUGUACCCAGGUCUUUUAGAACACAACUUAAAUUUAUUGUUCAUGUUGAAGUGUAGACAAUUCAUAGAGAUGGUGAAUGGUACGGACAGUGAAGUGCGUGGUAGUGCGAUACGCAGCCCCAAGUCUCGUCAUGGAAGUGGCAGCAACAGGUCUAGCCCGAGCCUCAGUCCUGUCCACCACACAAACUCACAUUCUCAACGGAACACACCAGUGGGGUCCAGGGGCAGCAGUCCCAACCGACCUAUAGGUGUCAAAGGUCAUAGUUCAGUGUCAGGAUCGGCUAGUGCAGGUCAAAAUAACUCUCAGCCCCACCCCACCAUAACGUCACAGCAAUCCACACAACCACAGACAAUGAACAACACUAACAGUGAUCUCAAAACGAUAUCCGAGGAGGAGAUGAAUGCCGCAAACAUUGCAAUAAACGGCAACUCCAACUCGAGGUUAAUCGAUGAUAGUGACGAUGUCGAGAUGAUCGACGGACUUGUGAGUGAUCACCAUGACUUACAGAAUAACAAAGUUGUGACAAAUGGAACGCUGGAGAGUAACGGCAAUACCAACGGGCUCUACCUUAACGGCAACAGUGAGAGUAGUGAUCACGACCGCUGUAGGACAGAGGAAAUGGACAUAGAUGGCACGUCAGGCAGGAGACAGCUGUGCGGGGGUAGUCAGGUAGCGGUGGAGAAAAUGUUACAAUUCGGCAAGGAACUCCAGGCCAUGAGUCAGCAACUUAAACGACAAUACGGCAAAAACGAAGGCAACAAAAAAGCAUUACAGGAUGCCUUCAGCCUGCUAGCCUACUCAGACCCCUGGAACAGUCCCAUGGGGUACCAGCUGGAUCCGGUGCAGAGGGAAGCUGUUUGUGCUGCCCUCAAUAGUGCUAUUCUAGAAUCCAAUGGCCUUCCAAAGCAGCCCCCUCUUGAACUUGUGAUAGCCCAGUCCACAGAAUGUAUGAAGCUCAUGUCAAAGUCCGGUAUUGGGUCCUCAGCAUUUGCUAGCCUGAAAGACUACCUUCAUUGACCCUUCAGUGCCUCAUUAUCUAGUUGACCUUUGAACUUUCAUCAUUAAUUUGUCCAUGGACCAAAUCGGUGAUAAGGGAACGACCGAGUUUACUAUAUAUGCUAAAUCUACUGGAUAAAUGACAGUUGUAUCAUCUUGAUAGUUUUUAUAUCAAAAUAUCUUUUAGACACAUGUGGUUGUCAUGGUAACUUGUGAUCAUGUUCGUUGGUAGCCAAUGCAUGUUAUUACAGGAUAUAGAGAGUUUAUAAAUGAUAUUCAAAAUAAUUGCCUAUCAGUGCGUCUGUAAGUUGUGACUGCCAGGCUGUGAUUGAGGUGUAACCAUCCCUCUGUACAGUGAUAAACACUACGAAGGCUGUGAGAUUUUAACAAAGGUGGUAUUUGAAAAAUACAUGCAUGCGUAAUAUACUUAAGCUGUGAACAAAAGUAUAACUGCAUUAUUGUGUGUUGAGGUUCAAACAUCUGUGCAAUGUUGAAACUAGUAUGAACUAUUGUAUGCUUGGACAUCUUAGAUUGUCAUUAAUUAUACACUCUGUGGUGUACAGCAAUCCCCGUCGUCAUACUGAUUGUCCCGUUAUAGGUCAAGAAACCCCCAGUUUAUUCCUGUAUGUAAAGAUACUAAAAUUGUUACUGUUUCUGUGUGAGUGAGGAUUGUAUAUAUAGAUUCACCUAUUCUGUAUUUUUUGCCGAGGAGAGAUGUGUAGGACAAUGUGAACUGGUCCAUCCCUGUACCUGGUCAGGAAGGUCUGUACAAUACAAACCCCUGUCAGUUUGUGUUUCUGACCUGAGGAGAUGAAGACAAUGUAGACCAGUCUUCUGUUGGGCUCAAGAGAUAUGUAGUCAGAAAGGCUAGAUGUGAAUGGGUGUUUAUGACCAAGGACAUAUGAAGGGCAUUAUAUCCUAGCUCUAUCCUGUAUGUUUAGGUCACCUGUGUUGGUGAGGUAGAACAAUGUAGGCCAGUCCUAUUGAUUUUCUAGCGGAGGUGAUAUGAAGGACGAUGUAGGCUAGUUCUGUUGGCGUGUUGGCGUACGCAUUACGUCCAACAGUGUAGAAGUGUACCGUGGCUUUUCUGGCAGAGAUGAUGUGUCCGGCAAUGUUCGCCUGUCGUGUGGAUUUUCUGGCAGAGAUAAUGUGUCUGUCAAUGUUCGCCUGUCCUGUGGAUUUUCUGGCAGAGAUAAUGUGUCCGUCAAUGUUCGCCUGUCCUGUGGAUUUUCUGGCAGAGAUGAUGUGUCUGGCAAUGUUCGCCUGUCCUGUUGUUUUUCUGACUAAGGUUAAAAGAAGGACAGUUUAUUCUUUCAAGUUGAUUUUCUGGCUGAGAUGUAAAUUGUUCAGUAAAGAUCUGUCCUAUUUCUGGGUUAGGGGAAUAUGUAGGACAAUGUAAACUUUCUCUUCUGUGUUUUUGGCUAAAUGUUGAGAUUUCUCUGUCAAUAUCUCGCACAGGGAUGAUAGAUUAAUGAUCUCCCACAUCUUUAUGUACUGAAUGUAAUAAAGCAAACUUCACUCAGCACUCUGUCGAUCCAAAAUAAUGUCAACGCAAUGAUAACCAGUGAUACUGAGGUCAUUUCAGGAAAAACAUGUUUUUUUUCUAACUUGUGAAAGAGAAAUAGCUCUGAAUUGGAAUGAACCUGUGAUUUUUGGGAGAAGAUUCAGCCUGUAUUUCCUGUAAUAGUGACCAGUGUUUCUGAAAACUGGCCCUUCUGUGAUUCUAUCUCGGAAGGUAUUCAGGAUUAUAAAGAACUGUCUUUCUUCUAAAUUAAGGAAAUGAUCCUUCUGUUGUUCCUGCUGAGAAAGUACUAAGGUAAUGUAGACCCACAAUUGUGCAUUUCUGUUGGGGAGGGGAGAUCUAUUGAAUAAUUUCUAAGCAUAAAAGUCUACUACUAUAUGUAGACAAGAAAACACAAAUGUCAGAUUUAAUAUGCAAAAACCCUUUGUGUAUCUUGGUAAUGAUUGUAUUGUAAAUAGAAAAUGUAAGAAAUUUUGUUAAAUAUUUCUAGAAAGAUAUUGUAUCAUGUGAGCCUCUUCUUAGGCUUUCUUCAUUGCCAGUCAAUUUGAACGAAUGCCAAAAAUCUACGGAAUACCCUCCUUAUAAACACGAUUGCAAUUCAUACAAUAAAAAACAUAUCAAGAUUACAGUA